GACAGCUUAGCCUUACCACCAGCAUUCUAAUCUGUAGCUUGCUUGCAACUCUGUUUCUUCUUACGCUGUACUCCACACUAUCCUAUCGCUUUCACAACACACUGGACAGGUGGAUUACCUAUACCUACGGCGACCAGGGCGCUUCGCAACACCGAGUCCUUCAGCUGGCCUCGAGGCUACGAGAUCUUCCUCUGCCGCUCGCGCACACAGAACGUACCCCAAUUCAAUGCGAUUGCUGCACAUCGCAAUCGACGGGAGGCUCAGAUGGGCGGAGGAAUACAUUGGUAACGAGAAGGUUCCCGACUAUGCAAUCCUCUCGCACACUUGGGGGGAGCAGGAGGUGAUCUUUGAUGACCUAAAGAACCUCGACAAUGCAGACGACACUGGUGCCAGGCGCAAGGCGGGUUGGGACAAAAUUGAUUUCUGCGCGCAACAGACAAAGCGAGACGGUCUGGACUACUUCUGGGUUGACACUUGCUGCAUCGACAAGUCGAACAGCCAAGAGCUCCAGGAAACGAUCAACUCCAUGUUUCGCUGGUAUCAGAACGCGAAGAAGUGCUAUGUGUAUCUUUCAGAUGUUAAAUGCAGCACUACUGAUGCAUACAGUGAAGUGGGCCGAAGGUGGAAACCGGCCUUCAGGAAGAGCAGGUGGUUUACCAGAGGCUGGACACUGCAGGAACUGCUUGCUCCUGCAUCAGUUGCUUUCUACUCGAAAGAGGGAGAGCUUCUUGGGGACAAGCAGUCCCUGAAAGACACCAUACACGAGAUCACAGGCAUACCUGUUACAGCUCUGUCAGGGACUAGACUGUCUGACUUUAGCGUAGACGACCGUUUCUCCUGGGCGGAACAACGCCAGACAACGCGCGAAGAAGACAUCGCGUACUGUCUGUUAGGCAUCUUUGACAUCUGCAUGCCAUUGCUAUAUACGGAAGGCAAAGACAAAGCGAUAGAACGAUUGCGGCGUAAGAUACAAAAGUCCACGAAAGACAUUGAAGAGAGGCUUGGCGAAAUCUGCAGCUGGCUCUCUGCGCCUGAUCCAUCUACAAACUACUACAAAGCCCACAAAGAGCGGCAGGCCGAGACUGGACUCUGGUUGCUACAGAAUUCAAGGUUCACGGAGUGGAAGAAGAGUGCUGCGUCGCGACUGUGGCUUUAUGGGAUUCCAGGAUGCGGAAAGACUAUCCUAAGCUCUACCAUCGUCGAGUAUCUGCUGCAGCACUGCCAUAAGGACGCUGAGAUGGUGACGGUGUACUUCUAUUUCGACUUUAAAGAUAAACAGAAGCAGGAUCUAGAGCUAAUGCUCCGCUCGUUGCUCUCACAGCUGCUGCAGCGUUCGUCUAUAAUGCCUAAGGGCGUUAACGCAUUGUUCUUAGCUUGUAAUAACGGACAACGACAGCCAUCAUCGCACGAGCUUCUAGAGGUAAUACCACAGGCAAUGCAACAGUUCACACACGUCUACGUUGUUCUUGACGCGCUUGAUGAGUGUACACAACGCCUAGAGUUGAUGGAUGCACUUGAGACUAUGGCUAGACGGCAACUUGACAGCGUGCAUCUGCUUAUGACAAGCCGGAAAGAGCGGGAUAUUGAGAGUUCUUUAGUAAGCUACGUCAAGGAAGAGGACACUAUCUGUCUUCAGAGGGAUGUAGUAGAUGAGGAUAUACAACGAUACGUUCAACAACGGCUAUCUAAUGACAAGACUUUGACGAAAUGGAACAAGGACGUUGCUAUCAGGCAAGAGAUUGAGGCUGCCCUGAUGCACGGAGCUCAAGGGAUGUUUCGAUGGGCUGUAUGCCAGCUCGACACACUAGGAAAGUGUUGCAAUCGAGCGAUGCUGCGCAAAUCUCUUGCCACUCUGCCGCGAACGCUAGAUCAGACAUACGAACGCAUUCUCUGCACGAUAAGCGAGGAACACUGUAAGUAUGCGAUACGCAUUCUACAGUGGCUAACAUUCUCUGCGCGGCCGCUAUCAGUUAAGGAGGUCGCUGAAGUUGUUGCUAUCGAUGUGGCGCGAGAUCCGGCGUUCGACCGCGAUGAAGUGUUAGAGGACCCGUUCGAAGCGCUGAACAUCUGCUCUAGUCUCGUCACUAUUACAACGAGCGAGGCAGAGGGAAGAUCAAGACCUGAAGAGUGCAUCAUUGCUUUGGCGCACUAUUCUGUCCAGGAGUACCUCGUGUCGGAGAGAAUCAAGCAAGGACAGGCAAAGCUGUAUAGCAUGCAAGAAUCUGAAUGCCAAAACACGAUAAUGAAGGGCUCUUUGAUGUAUCUGCUCCAGUUCCAGCAGCCCUUGUCGACAGAGGUUCUCAACGCAUCAGCGCUCGCAAGGUACACAGCUGAGUUCUGGAUCAGUCAUCUUCAAAAGACAAGGGACGAGACAGAAGGGAGUCAACUUGCGAUAAUUCUGAUGUCAUCUGACAACCCUGCAUAUCUUAACUGGAUCAAACUAUACGAUCCAGACAUGUAUUCGGGACCAGACCUAGGGAAAAGUUUAGGAGACAUAGCGACGCCACUAUACUAUGCAGCUUCGUUCGGCUUGAAUACAAUUACAGGACUACUACUUGAAAAAGGCGCUGACGUUAACGCGCAGGGUGGAGUCUAUGGCAAUGCACUACAUGCAGCUUCAGAAGGAGGCCACGAGCAGCAGGUAGUUAAGAUACUGCUUAAUGAAGGCGCCGACAUUAACGCGCAGGGUGGAGCCUACGGCAACGCACUACAGGCAGCUUUAUCUGAAGGCCACAAGCAGGUGGUCAAGAUGCUGCUUGACGCAGGUGCUCGUCAAGCUCAGUAAGAUGAUGUUGUUUUGAGGGCCCAAUAGCUUUGCUUAGACACCUAGCAACAUCCCUCCCUGGGAGGCCGAAAUCCUUCUGAGCCGGAAUUAGCCAUUCGGAGCGCGAGAAAUUGGGGAUCACAGGCACGACCUC
This is a messenger RNA of Bipolaris maydis ATCC 48331, 2918 nucleotides long. Its product is annotated as heterokaryon incompatibility protein-domain-containing protein. NCBI's taxonomy places the organism in Eukaryota, Fungi, Ascomycota, Dothideomycetes, Pleosporales, Pleosporaceae. The record is from RefSeq and is a predicted model, not a curated record. Gene Ontology annotation, molecular function: protein binding.